Molecule: messenger RNA, 2701 nt
Organism: Cuscuta europaea
Lineage: Eukaryota; Viridiplantae; Streptophyta; Magnoliopsida; Solanales; Convolvulaceae
Source: the annotation of a GenBank genome assembly
ACGGGCGGGCAUUCAGCACUCAAAAGUCUCAACGUUGUCGACGAUCUCAAUUUUCGAUUCAAGAGAUCCGAGUUCAGGACUCAGGUCGCCAGCCCGGGACACAGGCGAUUCAGAGACGCCGACCCAGGUCACGCAGCGCACCAGCCGCCAGUCCGGGACGCCACCCUCUUGGCCUCUUCCAAUUCCAAUUAUCACUGCAAUUUUAAUUUUUAAGAAAGAGCUUCCUUAACUCGCAGAUCAACAGGCUCUGUAGUGUCAACUGUGUACUCUCACGCACGAUGAAGCUCUCUUUUACUCUCCCAUCAAAGCCAUCUUCAAGCGUAAAGAAACCAUCCCAGUCCAUCAUUGUUGAAGACCGAGAAGUUGCAGCGUCCACCGCCAAAGAGUUCGUGACGGAGUUCGAUUCCUCAAAAGCUCCGGCCAAAGCAGACUCUUACUCCAAUGUUGUAAUCCCUCCCAUUGCAAACGAAUGGGAGCCUCGCAAACGGAUGAAGAAUCUCGACCUACCUUCACUCAGAUCGGCCGACGAUCAGCCGUUGCUAUUCGAGGUAGACACCGGCUCAUCUGUUGAACCCUCAUCUGAAUCUGUGUCCUACGGCUUAAAUAUCCGCAAGUCGAUCGGAAAAAGUGCCGAUGAUGUGAACUCGGACGGGCCACAAAACCCUAAUCCUGACUACACGUUACGUAGACUAAAAGAGGAUCUGAAGAGGCUUCCUGAUGGUAAUAGUAUGGAUGUGUAUGAUGAAAUGCCCGUGGAGAACUUUGCAACAGCUUUGCUCAAGGGGUAUGGUUGGUAUGAAGGCAGAGGUGUUGGCCGGAAUGCGAAAGAGGAUGUGAAAGUGGUAGAAGUCAAAAAAUGGUCCGCAAAGGAAGGGAUUGGUUUUGCUGCUGCAUUACCACAGACUGACGGGGGUAAUAAAGCCCAGAAGAAUGGCAGUGAUGAAAAGAGAGAUACCAAAAAUCCAAAUGGGAAGGAAUUACGAAGGGAAAAAGAUGAUAAAGAACUGUUUUUGGGUAAGCACGUGAGGAUAGUUGGAGGUAGGGAAAUGGGGAUGAAGGGAAAGGUACUGAAGGUGAAAAGCAAUGGGAAUGUGGUUAUAAGGCUUUCCAAUGAUGACAGGGAGGUGAUUGUUCAAGCUUCUGAUGUUGCUGAGUUUGGUUCUGUUGAAGAGGCGAAAUGUAUGAGGAAGUUGAAGGAACUUAAGAUUCAAGAAAGCAAUGAAGAUUCAUCACGCAUUAGACAUCGCAGUGAACCAAGGGAAGAACCUAGGAGGGAUAGGAAAGUUAGGGAUGAUAGACCAACAGACAGGAGAAAGGAGAACAAACGAAGUAGAGACGAGUCAAAUGGAAAGAGAGCUGAACAAAUUUCUUGGCUAACCAGUCAUAUAAGAGUUAGGAUUAUAAGUAAGGAUUUGAAAGGGGGGGAGUUAUAUUUGAAGAAAGGAGAAGUCCUGGAUGUGGUCGGACCAUCAAUGUGUGAUAUAUCAGUGGAUGACAGUCGGGAGUUGAUCCAAGGUGUGAAUCAGGACCAGCUUGAGACCGCCCUCCCAAAACGUGGCGGUCCUGUCCUUGUUUUGUAUGGAAGGAAUAAGGGUGUGUUUGGAAGCCUUGUGGAGAGAGAUAGUGAGACAGAGACAGGUGUUGUCCGAAAUGCAGAUACACAUGAGCUGCUUAAUGUGCGGCUUGAGCAAAUCGCAGAAUAUACUGGAGAUCCUGGCGACAUUGGCUACUAACCUAUAUCCUUACAAAUGUUGCUGGUUGGUGAUGGAUUGCCAAUUGAAAUCAAAGGCGCUGAAGCGUAGAGGCGAAGGGCGGUGGGCACAAGGCGUUGGUGACGCGUACACUUCAACUUCACCACAAGUUAGGCUGAUUUUUAAAAGCCUGGUCCCUGAAUUUAAUUUUUGUCAACAAAUUCCCCCCUAAAACUCUAAAACCCAGAAUCCGAAAUACUUGUUAGUAAACAUUCAAGACUUCACUUCAAUACUUCACCCAUCUGCCAUCUUUGUCAAAGUCAUCGGUUCUUAGUCACCUUCCACUAUUCCUAGCUCCUACGAGAUUCACGACCAAAAUAGAGACUUCAGGAGCGGCUCUUCAACCAAAAAAGGAAAGUGUGUAAAAGAUUGUGAAACGGAGGAAGUAUUAGUUUACGGUUUAGUGAGCUUCAGGGUCUGCUCUCCUUCCAUUCCGUACCUUCGGCAUAACCCAUACUGCUCCAGGCCGGUACAUCACACAUUAUUCCGUUCUGUUUGGGGAUAAAGAAGAAGGGUGUAGCAAACAAUAGUUUCCCCCACUUCAUUGUUUGCAGCUCCUCUGCUGCGUCAAUUAUGGAUGGUGGAGAGUGGCAGAAUCACAUGCUUUCCUUCUAUUUCUAUUGUAAAUAUCUUGAGAUGGAAUGUUUCCAAAAGUUUCUCAAUUCAUCGGCUGCCUCACACAGUAAAUUUCAUUAGCUUGGUCCACUCCCGGUGAAUACUUCUAUUUCAUACGCUUUUCCAUAUAUGUUAUCACAUAUCCUUGUUCUGUUAUUUUCCAUUUUUUGUUGCCAGUUUAGAAAAUAUGUUUCACAGGUUACUUAAAUUCUGCAUCCAACUUUAGAAUAUAGUGUUCUACUUAUCUACUUAUUUGCUAUGUGGAUAGCACUAUUGAACUAUGUUCAAAUGCACUCUGUCAAAUUAAUGCUAAUAAAACAUACAAUUAUAGUGCC